AGUUAUUUUUUAUUUGGUUUGAAUCAUUUUUAGUAAUACUUAUAUUUAGUAAUGAAAUCAAUAAAAUCAAAAACAAAGCGUGUUGUUCCACCCUUUAGUUCUCAAUCACGACAACCAAACACAAUUGUAGCUGGUCCUCCUCGAACACGCUCAUGUCAAACACCAAUUGGAAAUACUGCAUUUCGCCGUUAUUAUGAUAGAGGUGACUUUAUGUUGUCUGUCGAUAGUGGGCGAGUUAUGUGGAAAACAUCAUUUGAAAAUAUAGAUUAUCACCAUUAUUUACCAAUUUUUUUUGAUGGAUUACGUGAAGUUGCAUACCCGUAUCGUGCCGUGGCUGAGCGUGGAGCUACAGAUAUGCUAAAAAAUGGUACACCUGAUCGUAUACUACCUGUUGUGCCCCAAUUGAUUAUUCCUAUAAAAUUAGCACUUAACACUGGUCAUCCAGAUGUAGUUAUAGCAACAUUGAAAAUGGUUCAAACUUUAGUAACAUCGGCUGAUAUGGUAGGAGAAGCUCUAGUGCCUUACUAUAGACAAAUAUUACCACCUCUCAACGUAUACAAGAACCUUAAUAAAAAUACAGGUGAUGGCAUUGAUUAUGCUCAAUAUCAACAAGAAGAUGUUGGAGACUUGGUGAAUAAUACUUUAGAAAUUCUUGAAAGACACGGAGGAGCUCAUGCUUUUAUUAAUAUUAAAUACAUGAUUCCAACUUAUGAAUCAAGUGUGGCAAACUAGUAUAUUACAUUUAAAUAUAGAUCUUAAAUAUUUUAAUUUCACAAAUUGAUUUAUUAUUUCCUUAAAAGUAUAUU
This is a messenger RNA of Melanaphis sacchari, 806 nucleotides long. Its product is annotated as parkin coregulated gene protein homolog. Bases 52 to 732 code for a protein of 226 amino acids. Gene Ontology annotation, molecular function: Hsp70 protein binding; Hsp90 protein binding. The record is from RefSeq and is a predicted model, not a curated record. NCBI's taxonomy places the organism in Eukaryota, Metazoa, Arthropoda, Insecta, Hemiptera, Aphididae. The transcript has a single exon.